AUGUUUUUUACUAAUAUAUACAUUGUUAUACCAAUUUUGGUGGGACUUCGACCACUGGGGAUAGCUGUGUAUAAAUUAUUUUGUUUUAUAAAGAUACUAAAGCUUUCUAUUCCAAGGGGUGAGUGUAGUAGUCAAAUGAUACGACCAGUAACUCUAAUAUUACGUUUGUUGGUUAAUUUGUCUUUUGCUUACCUAGUGACUUUGACUUUGGCUAGUCAGUUUGUUGAAAGUCUGUUUGUUGGAAACAUUUCUUCGGGGAGUAUAUUCAUGUGUUUUUUAUUAACAUAUGUUACACACGUGAUGUUGCUUUCACUAAUAAGUGAUAUGUAUCACGUGUUAAAAUUUGCUAGUGAAAAAGUGAAUAGUGUUAAUCAUUAG
Messenger RNA from Protopolystoma xenopodis, 378 nucleotides. The record is from the annotation of a GenBank genome assembly. Lineage: Eukaryota; Metazoa; Platyhelminthes; Monogenea; Polystomatidea; Polystomatidae.